AUGUCUGUGCAGGGUGUUCAUGAGGAUGUGGACAUCGGUCGAGCUUGGGCCUUUGGUGGCGGUGGUGAAAUAAACGCGACGUCGACAUCGUAUCUGUACGACGUCGAUCUGAUGCUCUUCAUCCAAGUCUUCGCUUUUGACGUGGUCGUGAUAGGGAAGGCACGCGGCCGGGCAAGCGAGCGCGUCAAGGUCAAGGUUGGAGCUCCACCUCAUCUCAUCCGACCUCACCUCACCUCUCCUACCCCACCUUCCAUAUUCAAUGAUGACACGCGACUAUUAUUGACAACAGCAAGCACGAUGAAGGACUCGCUCCACAACUCCCUCCAUCACCGCGAGCUCACGUCCCCGCGCUACUCCCACCGCCGCCUCUACGGCACCCGCUCGCUUAUCUCCGACCUCGACAUCGUCAACGAGCUCGGCGGCCACUCGGGAUGUGUCAACGCUUUGUCAUGGUCCCGAACAGGCAACCUCCUGGCAUCGGGCAGCGACGAUCAACAUCUCAACAUCCACUCCUACCAACCCGACGACAGCAAUGACCAAUUCAAACUCACGGCUACCGUGGCCACAGGCCACACGCAGAACAUCUUCAGCGUCAAGUUCAUGCCGGGACACGGAGAUCGCAUGGUGGUCACGGCAGCCGGGGAUGGUGAAGUGAGGGUGUUUGAUCUGGAGCACGGCGGUCACACUACAGAAGCCAGUGCGGCAAGCUCGUUCGCUAGCGAAGGGAGACGGCGAGGCAGGAACCGGGUCUAUUCUGGAGUAAGAUAUAUGAGUGACGGCGAUACCGACGCGAGGGUAUAUCGAAGUCAUGGCGAUCGCGUGAAGAGGAUAGUCACAGAAUCAUCCCCGAACUUAUUCCUGACAUGCUCAGAGGACGGCGAAGUGAGGCAGUGGGAUCUACGGCAACCAUCUUCAGCCUACCCAGCACCGAGCAGUAGACUGCAUGGUGAUAGAGGUGUUCCUCCUCCACUAAUCUCGUACAAAAGAUACGGGCUGGACUUGAAUACCAUCUCCUGCUCGCCAUCACAACCACAUUACAUAGCCCUAGGAGGAGCACACCUGCAUUGCUUUCUCCAUGACCGUCGGAUGACUGGACGAGAUCGACUGAGAGAGGCAGGCAGAUCGUCAUCAUCUUCGAGAGAAGAAGGCGAGCUGAUGUCGCAAGCUACACAGUGUGUGCGCAAAUUCGCCCCAACUGGACAGCAGAGGAUGAAGCGGACAGAGAAUGGGCACAUCACGGCUUGCAAGAUCAGUGAUGCGAGGCCGGAUGAGAUGGUGGUGAGUUGGAGCGGCGAUCAGAUCUACAGUUUCGAUCUGAUAAGGAGUCCUAAUGUUGGCGAGGAGACUGCGCAGACGAUGGUAGAUCUGGUGGCGAGUGAGAGAAGGAGAGCGAAGACACCCACGGAUCGGAAGAGGAAGCGCAAAACAAACGCCGAACAAGAUCACCAGGCAGCAUCAGCCCUUCGAGUACGCUACCGGAACGGCCAAACCGAGGACAUCCCAAUCACGACCCGCCGACAGUCAUUGACCGAAAAGCAACAAACAGCAUCCCGCAUAGCCAAAGCCACGACGUCAAUCCGCCAAUCUCUUCUUACUACAUCGCCAUCAGUCACAGACUUCACCUCAGCUUUAAGCCUCGCAGCUAGCAUAAUGGACGAGCUAGACGACAGCAUACGGGAAUGGGGCUAUCCUUUAGAGCCCUCUGCAUCACAAGUCCAGAUCCAGCAACAACUCCGUCGAGAUCGUGAAAGCACACGGCGCUUUGUGCAAGCAGCAGGUACUAUCUCACGAGCACUAGGUGGUAAGCUCCAGACACUCUCACACAAUCAGGAAAGUCCUCUGCUAUCAAACUUCCUGUCGAUUGAAGCUAGAAGCAGCGAGCUCCAACCACUACGUGAGGAAAUCCUGGCUUUCGACUUCACAAAAGCCAUCCUCCUUUUCCUCGAAAGCGGGGUCGGACGGUUGAUUGAAGGCUUUACCCGACCGGCGGAGAUGCCCCCAGAUGUGAAGGGUGCACAGCGAUUACCGAUCCCUAAGUCAGAGGCCACGACGGAAGCGAUAGACGACUUUCUGAUUCCGUAUCUUCUGAGAUCAGCCAACGAGGAUGCUGCCGUUCUUGACCCCACGAAGAAUCAAUUCGAGUUGGAGGAGAAUCGACGUCUGUUGCUCAGUGAAAAGCAGGCAGUCAGGGAGUUCCAGAAGGUGGUCAGGGUGCCCUUCGCGGACUUGUCCUCCCUUGCAGCAACUUAUGAGCACGCAGGUGACGCGCAGGAUCGAAGUACAACAAGACAGUUCUGGUUGGGUAAGGUAGCGAGGAGCCUUCUGCUGAGCAUAUCGGAAAGGCUAGACGAGGUUCGUGUAGAUCGUGCGUUCGGUGGUGUCAGUCUUACAGGUAGCCAGCAGCAAGAUGCUGAACGGGAGGAGGAGGGAGACGAAGAUGAUGAUGCUGUCUUGGAUGAUAUGGAAUUGCUGAAUGAAGAUGGGGAGGCUGCAAAUGGCGCAAAUGCAGAUGAUAUGGCAGCUGCCAUGGCCGAAGCGCGGGAGGAGGAUGAAGAGACCAUGGAGCUGAACGAAGAGGACAUGGAAGACAUAAUAAUGGACGGUGAUGAAGCAGCCUUCGAAUCCGCCUCCGACUCCGAAGACAGUGAAUCUUCAGAGCCGGAUGAAGAAGACGACGUCCCCAAUGCGCGCCGCCACGGUUUCCCACGCUUCAUGUAUACCUCCGCUUUCUCCCGCCGCCGCGACAAGGAAAAGGUCCAGCCUCAUACUCCCUGUAACCCCUCGACACGCAAGUACACCGGCCACAACAAUACUCGCACAGUGAAAGAUGUGAACUUCUUUGGUCCCGAAGACCAAUACGUAGUCUCCGGAAGCGAUGAUGGAAACUUCUUUAUCUGGGAUCGACAGACCGCAGAGUUGCUUUAUGUGGGCGAGGGAGAUGGCGAGGUGGUGAAUGUGGUGCAAGGGCAUCCGUAUGAGACGAUGAUGGCCGUCAGCGGAAUUGAUCAUACUAUCAAGAUUUUCUCUGCCGACUCUCGCGCACGGGCGAAGGCGAGGUUGGGCGAUGGUGUGACAGCUAGCGAUGCCAGCCAAUUCUCAUCGCUUGCAUUUCCGCACCGCAUGAGCGGGAGGCGAAGGUCAACUCGUCCUAGCAACGGCGAACAGGCGAGUACGGUGACGUCUGAGCCAGCGCAAGCCUCUUCAGCAGCGACGGAUGCCAUGAUCUCGGAUUCCGAGGAGGGUGAAGCGUAUGUGGCUCCCACAGGCUUGGCGAGUAGGAAGCGCAUGCAUGAUGCCUAUCGGAUCAUGAACGCCAAUGAUGUUGAGAGGCGAGGGGGUGGGAAUCAGGAUAACUAUAUUACCAUUCCUCAGGCGCAGUUGUUGCAGAUGUUGUUUGGGAUACAAGGAGGGUGA
Molecule: messenger RNA, 3414 nt
Organism: Recurvomyces mirabilis
Lineage: Eukaryota; Fungi; Ascomycota; Dothideomycetes; Mycosphaerellales; Teratosphaeriaceae
Exons: 2
Coding region: 1-3414 (1137 amino acids)
Cellular component (GO): cytoplasm; Cul4-RING E3 ubiquitin ligase complex
Molecular function (GO): protein binding
Source: RefSeq, a predicted model, not a curated record